UUCAGGCAGCUGCCUCUACUUCAGGUCAUCUUUUGUUUAAUUCUUCCUGUCAGCUGGUCGGAUUUCAGUAUGGACGCUGAGGCGGACGGCUCGGUGGCGCUGUCGGAGGAGCCCGGCAGGAGGCGAAGGGUUCACGGCAUGCUGAAGCUUUACUACGGGCUGAARGAGGAGGGAAAGGCCCCGGAACAGCCGCAGUCCUUGGAUCCCUGCGACAUCAACGGGCCUCAUUUCGACCCGGAACAGUACCUCAAUAAGCUUCGAAGAGAGUGCUCCCUUGCUGAGCUGAUGGAUCACGAGACCUGCAUGGUGAAGCAGAUCCGCUCCUUAGACAGCGACAUGCAAACCCUGGUCUAUGAAAACUACAACAAGUUCAUAUCUGCUACAGACACCAUAAGAAAGAUGAAGAAUGACUUCAAAAAGAUGGAAGAUGAAAUGGACUGCCUGUCGGCCAACAUGGCAGCGAUCACUGACUUCAGUGCUAGUAUCAGCGGCACGCUUCAAGACCAGCACGCACAGAUUACAAAACUCUCAGGGGUCCACACUCUGCUGAGGAAGCUCCAGUUCCUGUUUGAACUGCCUGCUAGGUUGAAUAAGUGUCUGGAGCUGCAGGCCUAUGCUCAGGCGGUGAGCUUCCACCGGCGCGCCCGCUGCGUGCUGCAGCAGUACAGCCACCUGCCCUCCUUCAAGGGGAUUCAGGAUGACUGCCAUGCCAUCAUGGAGAAGCUGGCUCAGAAGCUGCGACAGAAGUUCAGGGACGGUGGAACAAGUGCCAAAGAUCUGUCGGAGUGCGUGGAGCUCCUGCUUCAGCUGGACGAYCCAGCGGAGGAGCUUUGUGAUAAAUUCCUGAACCACGCCCGCUCCCGACUCGAGUUAGAACUGAAGGGCCUUGAGGCCGAGAUCAAACCGUAUCCGACUGCCGUGAAAGAAGCUCCCAGGCUGCCCARGUCUGCUUCUGCAGGAUCUCCAACAGAGACCUCCCCUAAAACAAGCUCCCUGCCUGCUCCCACCUCUAACACCGACAUCCUGGAGUUCAUAGACCGAGGCUGCAACGAGUUUGUUAGCAGCUUAUGCUUAGUCAUCACGUCCUAUCAAGAACUGUUCAUCAACCACGCUCAGACCYUGGAGCUAGCCUCAAAAAAUAUUCCUCAGAUGGCAAACGGUAAACUCCACUCCUUUGUGGACGAUCUGACCCGCAGGUACUUCUCGCUCGUGGAGAGGAGGAUCCAGGAGGAGAAAGGGGUCGGAGACAACUCCCUCUUAGUGCGCGCGCUCGAUCGCUUCCACCGCAGACUCCAGGCGGUGGCCAAGCUGCUGCCGGGCUCGGCCGUUCCAAGUAAAGGGACGGAGAUCGUGACGCGAGCGGCGACGGAGCGGCUGAAGCAGUACCUGUCCGCUCUGCAGAGCUUCUACGUGGACAGCCUGACGGACGUCAGACAGGCCCUGGCCACGCCCCGUCUCUCGGUGGCUGGYGGCGGAGCUCACCUGGGUGGGCCCGCAGCCGGCAGAGACGCUCCAACCAGCCUCCCUGAGCUGCUGUUGUCCCUCUCUGCAUCCAUCCUCAACCAGAUCAAGUCCGUGCUGGCGUCGGUGCACCUCUUCACGGCUAAAGACAUCACGUUCUCCAACAAACCGUACUUCAAGGGGGAAUUCUGUAGCCAGGGAGUCCGGGAGAGCCUGGUGGUGAGCUUUAUCAAGUUUGUGUGCCAGUCUUCUCGCCAGUUUUGCGAGAGCGCAGGAGACAAAGGAGGUUCGACUCCCCCGGCCCUUCUGUUGCUGUUGUCUCGACUCUGCUUGGAUUUUGAAACCUCUACUAUCUCCUACAUACUCACACUCACAGAUGAACAGUUCCUCGUGCAGCACCAGAGUCCUGUUACACCAGUCACAACUUUAUGUGCUGAAGCCAGGGAAGCAGCACAGAAACUACUCAACCAUUAUGUCAAGGUCCAGGGUCUGAUCAUCUCCCAGAUGUUAAGAAAGAGUGUUGAAACUCGAGACUGGGUCAACACCAUUGAGCCACGAAACGUCCGUGCUGUGAUGAAGAGGGUAGUGGAGGAUACUACCUCCAUAGACGUGCAGGUGGGCCUUUUGUAUGAAGAAGGUGUGAGGAAGGCUCACAGCAGCGACUCCAGCAAAAGGACCUUUUCUGUCUACAGCAGCUCCAGGCAGCAAGCCCGCUACGCUGCCAGCUACACUCCAAGCGCUCCCAUGGACACCAACCUGCUGAGUAACAUUCACAAGCUGUUCUCCGAGAGGAUCGACAUCUUCAGCUCCGUCGAGUUCAACAAGGUCUCCGUGAUGACGGGAAUCAUCAAAAUCAGCUUGAAGACUUUCCUCGAAUGCGUUCGUCUGCGAACGUUUGGCCGCUACGGCCUGCAGCAGAUCCAGGUCGACUGCCACUACCUGCAGAUGUACCUUUGGCGCUUUGUGUCUGAUGAGAAUCUAGUGCACUUCCUGCUGGAUGAGAUUGUGGGAAGCUCCGCCCACCGCUGCCUGGACCCCUCUCCAAUGGAGCAGAGUGUCAUUGAAGUCAUCUGUGAAAGAGGUUAAGGCUCAGCCUGACAGUUGAGACWAAGUGGAUUUAAAACUCGAUUCAGUUUGAGAAUGUUCUCCACCCGUCCUGCUSCACAUGUGCUCAAGAAAUAUCUGCGUUGUAAACACUUCUUAGUUCUCUUUGUUUCAUUCAUCCAGGUCUUGGCUGUCGACUUGGCAAGAACCCCAAAUUCUUCAGCCGCUCUGUAUUUACAUUCCACACACUUGUUAUUCAAGUUUACUAGAGUUAAAUUGAAUGUUACGGCAUUCAUCAUUAGCAGCUAGCUGUGYCACAUCCAGCAUUUCCGAAUAACUCAUCAAAAAUCACAUAGAACAGAAUUCACAGUGAUGAGAAGGUGUAAAUAAYAACAUUUCCAUGAUCCACUGUGAAUUGUUUGAUUUUCUAGUUUUAAGAAAGCAGCACCCCAGUUUAGUCCUAUUCUUGUUCAACAGUUCAUUUGAAUUUAAGCUGUAUUUAUUUUUCAAACUAAAGUGUUUCUGCAACAGGUAAGAUUUUAAUUAGUUACUUUUACGCAGAACAUUGCUUCAAAAUGGCUGGAAUACCUUAAAAUGUCUAAUMCUGUCUGCAAAAAAAGAAUACCACAAAUUACCCAUCACACAUGCAGAGCCUCUCAGCACAUGGUCCUCUUGACAUCACUGCAAAUAAAUGUGAAUAAUAGUAAUUACAUAGUAAAAUUGUGUCCUGUGGAAAAACUCAUCUAAUAAUAGUUUUUUCUGUUUAUUUUGCUGAAUUAUUUGUUGAUCUUUUUAUAUUAUUUAACACUAAAUGAAUCACAUAUUGCCUGCAGUUWAGUUUUCUGUGGAGGUUCUCAGAAUAUUAAUAAAACUAUAUGAACCUGG
Messenger RNA from Austrofundulus limnaeus, 3390 nucleotides. It is a transcript of the gene vps51, whose product is annotated as VPS51 subunit of GARP complex. Gene Ontology annotation, cellular component: EARP complex; membrane; GARP complex. The transcript is spliced from 12 exons. The record is from RefSeq and is a predicted model, not a curated record. NCBI's taxonomy places the organism in Eukaryota, Metazoa, Chordata, Actinopteri, Cyprinodontiformes, Rivulidae. The coding region runs from base 70 to 2547 and encodes 825 amino acids. Gene Ontology annotation, biological process: endocytic recycling; lysosomal transport; Golgi organization.